Ostrea edulis (European flat oyster) is the source of this 4036-nucleotide messenger RNA. RefSeq lists its product as uncharacterized. The coding region runs from base 586 to 3915 and encodes 1109 amino acids. Gene Ontology annotation, cellular component: extracellular region. The transcript is spliced from 16 exons. Lineage: Eukaryota; Metazoa; Mollusca; Bivalvia; Ostreida; Ostreidae. The record is from RefSeq and is a predicted model, not a curated record. Gene Ontology annotation, molecular function: chitin binding.
AAAGAAAAUUAUCAUGCAGCCUUCUUUAAGCUUCUAAAUAUUUUCUCAUUUUGUUUACAUGCAAGGUAUGUUAGAUAUACUUUUAAUGGUGCAAGUAUGUAAAUUGUAUCUUAGAUUUACCUACUAGCCAUCGUGUGUGUAUAUUUUAUGUAUGACUGAGGGUGUUGAAUGUUUUAUAUAUAAAGACAACCUCUACUUUAAACCCGUUUGUUUUUAAAUAUGAAAGCUGUUCGUCAUCUCCGUGACCUUUUCUAGAAUAGCCAUUCAGACAAUCCUUUCGCUGGGUAGGGAUGAUAAAUAGCGUAUAGAACUGAUUUUUCUUAUAAUCCUUGGGCACCACUUUUCGUAGAAAUUGAAAACCCAAAAAGUACGGAUGAAGACUAGUAUUAAUUAAGGGUUUCUUUUCCAAGAAUUUACAAUAUAAUGUUGUGUGAACUUUGGUAUAUAAUAUAGUAUUUAAGCGACGUCUGAUGCACAUUAAAUUACCUACCAGUCUUAAGAAUUUAUACACUUGCGUAUGUUGUAUAAGGUCUGAGUGUAGUAGGACAAUCAAGUCAUUUUGAUUUUUAUUUUUUUUGCAGGACCAUGAGAAGAAUUUUAUUUUUUAUAAGUCUUGGGACGUUUCUCAGCAAAGGUCAAGGUGUAAUUAAGGAGUGCUACGUCAGCAAAGACGGUGUGAACACUUACCAAGGAAACAAGUCCAACACGAUUACGGGACGGACCUGUCAAAGAUGGGACGUCACUGUCCCGCAUACCCACACUCACGUGGAUGACCCAGAGGCCGUGGAGAAUUACUGUCGUGUACUUAAUGACGUCAAGCCGUGGUGCUACACGCUGGAUAAGAGUGUUCGAUGGGAAUACUGCGGAAUCCCAGAAUGUGAAAAGGAAAGCCCAGAUACCACUUUGGAAGAUCUGCCCAGUGUACCAUCAACUGGCAAUAGUGAAAAUAUCGAUUGUUAUGAGAAAGGUCAGGCUUACUUGGGCAACAUCUCCACCACAUUUACUGGGCUCACUUGUCAGAAAUGGAGUGCACAGAUACCACAUGAACACGACCAUGCUAACGACAUCAAUGCGGAAAUGAACUUCUGUAGAAUCAUUCAGGACGAGAGACCCUGGUGUUAUACCACGGACCCAAACAUCCGGUGGGAGUACUGCAUGAUUCCGGACUGCGAAUCAGUUCGGGUUCUUCAAGAACUUACUUCCGAAUUCGCACGCAAGAUCCCCGUCACAUCCAAAAGCAUCUCCACGAAAGAAACGUUAAGUGAACAAACAGCAGAGUCCGACAAACCGGAAGCCACGGCACCGGGAGCCACGGCACCGGAACAAGGAUUGUCAGAUCACUCAGACACCACCACACUAUCGAACGACUCCAAUAUGCGAAAUGCUUCUACUAUUCAAGACAAAAUAACAACGUCAGGCCCAGGUGCUCUCUUUGUCAAGGACACUGAAGUGAAAGUGAAACCAGCUGCUGCGAGGUCCCUAGUUAAAUCCCUUUCUAUAACCAUGGCAGAUCCUGUGCAAACAGCAGAUACAGAUCUAAACCCGGAUGUAUCAAUUCAAAGAGAGCUCUACACUAGUGAUUUAAACCAAAAAAUCUCUAUUCAAUGUUUUGUAUCGCCAAACCAGGAUCUCUACAUUCACUGGUAUAAAGACGGCGUGUUCUUGGAGGACAUUGGUCUAGACAUCAGAACCGGGUCCAUUUUGAUUCUCAAAGACGUUCAGGAGGAGGAUAGCGGGGUAUACACCUGUGAAGCUGGUAACAGUAGAGCUACAACCACCGUUCUCAUAGGAAAAGGCAGACAAGACAAAGCACGAUAUAUACUUGAAAAAACAGUCCUCACGGAUACAACAACGAUAGGUUACCGCACAUCGUUUUCAUCAGGCGUGACUACUUCUACUGAAACACCCAACCCCGAAAUCACAGAUAAUAUCCCAAACACUACCAAUAGUCCAGUAUCGAGAUAUGUUGAUGCCACACCAAACUCUAUCAAUCCUAUUGAAGAUUCCGUCACUCCCUCAAUAACCGCACCUCAGAUUGUUCAGACCACUACUCAACAGCCGGCCACGACAACGGCCAGCGCCAUCAUUCAGACUACAUCUCAACAGCCGGCCACAACAACGACCAGCGCCAUCAUUCAGACUACGUCUCUAUAUACGAUGAAUAACACAGACUUCCCUCAGCCAGAUCGAUUGCAAGAUGAGUUAUAUACAACAACCAUUAAAUCGGUUAUUUCUACUCAGUCCAAUAACCAACAGAAACCAAUUAUAGAUUUCACGACAUCUCAACCCAAAAAAUCAACCACCCACGACAACGACAGGUUUUUACCUUCUCCGUCUGGCGAAUUGUCUUACAACAUACAAACAGAACGCGGUCAAAGUGCCAUCAAAGUACCACAGAGAGAAGAAACGAAACGUCCUUUAGUUGUACUGUCGAAAACAGAGGAUCACGUGUCACCUAAUGUAAACUACAACGUCCAAGAUCGGAAACCGGAAUCAUUCCGAGUUACCGUUCCUGUUAGAACAUUAACUACUUCACCGAAAGUGAGAACUCUCCAAGUGGCACGUGCCAUUUCUCAGCAAUACGAAAACGUCAAUCCACCCAACACAAAGUUUAGCUUGCAGUUAGAAGAGAAUCGGCGGAAGUCGGAUGGAUAUCAACAUGGAUCAGGAGACUGUCGGACUAAAUGUGAUGGUGAAAGAAGCUGUUAUGUGGAUUACAAUUGCACCCACUACCAACACUGUUUUGAACAAGAUAGUCUUCAUUGUGCGUGUGCAUUGAUGACUUGUGCCGUGGGUACCUUCUGGAACUCAGCGAUUCAUAACUGUGACGCUGUUAGCAAUGUCAAUUGUGACAAAGAUCUAUGUAAACGACAAAGUCGUGGGUCAACGUACUCCAGUGGAUUCAAUUGUAGAAGUUACUAUCAGUGCAAUGAGAUGGGCCGCUCGGUGGCGAUGUGUUGUACAAAUAAGCAUUCUUACAACCCGGAUAAAGGGAGGUGUGUGUAUGACGAGUCAUGCGAUAUUGACUGUACCUCAAGGACUCCCACGGAACGCCAGAAAGAUCUCAGGGUCAAUCUGCAAGUAACGGAAACGUACGACUUAUGCUAUUUACGACCGGUGAAGGACCGACCUACCAAAUAUUUCAAUGAUGUGUUUAAGGUAGAGCAAGAUUGUCCCCCCGGCACUGUAUUUAUGGCUGAUAUUUGUGUGUGUGGUUUAUCGCUGAAGAUUUCACGGAAUAUUCCUGUCACUUUAUACUCUAAUGUUUGUGACGGUAACAUUGCGGUGGAUUUCUCUGGACGAAAAGUCAUCAAUGAUGCGCAACGACCGGCUCAUCUACAGUCCACGGACGUUCGUAUCAUUUCCUCUGGUAAAGCAGGUCUGAAUUAUGGUCUUUUCAACGGACGGACAUCUCAGAUCUUUUCUGAACGUUUUUUCGCCGUUACGUUUCGUCGUCUGCUGAUUCGGAUGCGCUUUUACAGUGAUGGUAGUGGUGGACCAGAACAUCAGAUUCUGAUAUCAAACUGUGAUUCCAUGGCCAAACCAUGGAACAUUCCCGAGUUAGGGCCUAGUCAAAAGCCGUCCCUAGCCAUUAUUCUAUCUAGGACUGCAGGGACUUUAACCUUUUUAGGAUAUAGUGCUUACUCCACUCCAGCAAUCAUUCGUUUGCCUUACUCGAAAACGAGCUGGAAUAAUGUGGAGUUGAUAUUCGAUGGAAGGACGUUUGAAGCCCGGGUCGGGACGGUGGGAAAAGGCGGCACUUUGUCAGAGUUCAAAGAUUCUAAACCAUUGUCAGGGAGAAUAGCAGUAUCCAUUCAGCCCCUGCGGAUAGGAAAGUGUUCUAAACAUGAUGCGUUUUAUGGCUACUUUGAUAUUAUCAAGAUGUACAACAAUUGUAUCCCGAGUGAUUCCUGAAUUCCAAUGUUUUCAUCUUAUCAUUUUCAUCAGUCACCUAUUUAUUCUGUCAUCAGCAUCAUUCUUAAAUUGUUGUAAAUAAAAUGAUAUGUUUUUGUAUAAGUAAAUAUUUUGAAAAUUC